Molecule: messenger RNA, 2366 nt
Organism: Hyla sarda
Lineage: Eukaryota; Metazoa; Chordata; Amphibia; Anura; Hylidae
Product: ankyrin repeat domain-containing protein 9-like
Exons: 1
Coding region: 399-1241 (280 amino acids)
Molecular function (GO): protein binding
Source: RefSeq, a predicted model, not a curated record
GUGAAGAGAGAACAGAUUGACACAAUGUGCAUGUAGCAUGGAGCUGCAGGGGCUGGGAGAGGAAGGAGGGGUUUCCCACUGUCAGGGGUUACAGGGGCAUUGGAUGAUCAAGCCUUCUGCCGCCGCUGCUGCUGAGCAAGCCUUUUCGCAGGGGUCCCAUGCCGUUGCAUGGCAGCUGGAAGCGAGGAAUACCAAACAAGCUGGGAUACUAAGGGUUAAAUCCUCGGGAAGGCUCGAGCUACAAGAUGAACCUGCCGCAAUGGUGGCUUGAGACUAUGCUUCUCUAUGCAGCAACUGUAUGACGGUGGGAGACCCCCCUUCACCACCACCCUUUAAGAAAACCGGUGAAAAUUCCCUUUUUUUGUUCCAGCCGUACCGGGGCGACCGCAGGAGAAGACAUGUGCAGCAACCAGGUCAGCCUGCAGGACGAGCAAUGCAAAUUCUAUUCCUACAUGUUCUACCAGGCUGUACGGGACCAGGAGCCGGUGUGGAAGCUGGAGGAGAUAAGGACUAUGGAAUAUUUCCAUUGGGAUGAAGACGCCAGCAUGAGGUGCUAUUCGCCCUCCGACGCCCUGAUGUACGCCGUGGUGCACAACCACCUGCGUUACGCCCAAUAUUUGCUGUCUCACUUCCCGGAGGAGGCUCUGAAGGUGCCAGGAAUCAAGUUCUGCUGCUGCCCUCCCUCGGCCCCACACUUAGCCUUGGCCGUCACCUACGAUAGACGAGACAUCUUGAUCAUGAUCAUUAAGAUGUCCCACAAGAUGCCCAGUCUGAACUCCUACAUCAACCGGGCCAGCUGCUUCCAUCUGUCGGAUGGCAAGACCCCCCUCCACCUGGCCUGCGAGCUCCUGAGUGCCGAAACUGUCCUGAUCCUCCUAGGCAAUGGGGCAUCCCCAAAAAUCAUGGACCGCAAGGGGGAGACCCCAUUGGAUGUCAUCUUGGAGCAACUAUGGAGCUCGAAGGUCAACGUGGACUCGAAAAAACUCUGCCUGUAUUAUCUGCUACUUUUUACCCCUUCCUUGAACUUCAAGAUGAGGAAGAUCCUUCAAGAUAAUCCCGAAUUUUGGAAUCCUUUACUAGGGGAGGACAAGUUUAAUUACCUGGUGGGGAAUACGCCGGCCACGUUGUACCUUCUAGCUAUGCAGAAAGUCUUGCGGUGUCUCCCUCCGUCACUCUUCCCACAGAGCAUCCAGGCUCUGCCUAUACCUCAUGCAUUAAAGCCAUUGCCUGGGUCGGGGUGACAAUGUCCCAAAAACGACACCCCUCCCCAUCCCCUCCCUCCACCCCCCAUUCCUUCACCCAACAUGGCUUCUUCCUCCAACGAUGACUCUAGAAUUCUAUAUGAUCAUUAAAUUAUUCCGGACUCUUCGCUUUAUGACUGGUGACGUAAUAUUGACUAGAAUUUGCCAAAAAAUUUAAAAAAUAUUCGGAUGAUGGAGUCGUCCUAUAACCGGACAAUGAUACGUGUCCCAGAUAGUAACAAAUGUAGCAAAAAGACAAAAAAAAGACAGAAUUUUUUAAUUAAAUUGCGAUUGUUGAGUCGUAGUCGACUUUCCUUCACUCAGGCUUGUUGGUUGCAGCCGCUUGUACCCAACACUUUGGGGCAAAUGCCCGUCUCGGUUAACCCCCUAUUAAUAGUAUGACAUAAAAAUGUACAAAACUUCUACCUUUUUGGAAGUGAUUGAUUCACCACUUUCCCCUCCCCCCAUGUGAUCGCUCCGAUCGGCCCUAAUAAUGGACCGUGUACGAUUGUUUCAGCCUUAGGUCCUAAUGUCGGCUUCAUGUGUCACAUUUUGGCGCCAUUUUUUAUUUGCAGAAUAAUUUUAUUUUCUGUUUUAGCAAAUGUAUCCUAGAGGGGGGAAAGAAAGAUGUAGCUUCAAUUUGGAAAAAUCCCCCCCCAAUCCCCUUCUUCCCUUUCUGGGAAUCAUAUAGGCGAGAAACUGCUGUAACCCGGCAUGGUGGGCCGCAUAGGUCUGACGCAUAGGUCUGUCUCAGUCCCGGCGGAUCUGUUGUACAUUGUCGAUUCCGUAUUUAGGAGGGAGGGGGUUGGCAUUGCUCUUUAACCCUUCAGCUCCCGGGUUUACUGUCAGUGGUGACGCCGCGUUGUAUGUUGCAAUGCAGCCGGUUGGAUUGCAGGGUUUUGCCCAGAAAUCUGCAUAAAAUAUGCGCAUAAUGUGUCCUCAUUAACAAAGAGAGAAUAUAUUUCCUGGAGGAGGAAUGAGAGGAGAACGGGAUCUUCGAGGUUCUGCCGGCAGCGACUAUUUUUCUACAUGAAAAGCGACUAUUAGCAUGUGUCCAUGUCGUGUCUGUUACCAGAUAUACCGCUAUAUACAUGUAUAAAGGGAUUUAUCUCCUUCUCUAUAAGG